Didymella exigua CBS 183.55 is the source of this 3967-nucleotide messenger RNA. RefSeq lists its product as uncharacterized. Gene Ontology annotation, molecular function: protein binding; DNA binding; ATP binding. Bases 260 to 3883 code for a protein of 1207 amino acids. The record is from RefSeq and is a predicted model, not a curated record. The transcript has 2 exons. Gene Ontology annotation, biological process: mitotic chromosome condensation. Gene Ontology annotation, cellular component: chromosome. Lineage: Eukaryota; Fungi; Ascomycota; Dothideomycetes; Pleosporales; Didymellaceae.
CACAGCAAAACAUCAUAGGUCCUAUACAAGGGAACGUCGGGUUGCACAAAGCUCACUGAUAAAUACUCGCUCCCGACAUCUCUCAGCCAUCAACCACUGACCCUAAUGAAUUCUGACGCGGGGCGGGGCAGGGAAGGCGCGACACGUGCUAGCGUGUUGUGUUGGCCCGUGCCCGUAAACACAAGGAAGGCACAGUGUGGAGCGCACUCACCCAUCAGACGGUCAUCUCGACACUCACUAGCUUACAGAAGACGCGACAAUGGCUCCAGGAGCAUCGCGACAGUCGACACGUACAACGCGCCGCAAAGCGCCUGUCGUAGACGACUCCGACAACGAGAACAUCACACCUACUCCAGAGGUCAGCGACGAUGAGGAAGAGGAGUUCACACCGGCACCAGCGCCACUCAAGACUGGACGAGGGCGCGGGCGCCCGAGGAAGAGCGUCGCACCUGAAGCUGAGGCUCCCACUCCAGCAAAGAACACAGAGACGGCAGCGCCAAAACGACGAGGACGACCAAAGCGCACAACUGAAGUUGUUGAGGACCCCACACAAACAGAGACACCGCCAGAGAGCAGUCCACGAUCGACUGUUCCUGUGAGAGCUGCCCCUAAGAAGCGCGGGCGGAAGCCAAAGGUCUCAGUUGAGAAGCACAAUGCAGAUGAAGUAGUAUCCGAGUACGAGGAAAAGGAAGUCUCCGUGACGCCUGCCCCCGAAGUCGAACCUAGCGAAGCCGGAGACCGUACACCAAGAGCCGCGCAAACUCCAGUAGUGGAGGAGGAGACACCCGUGGUCAGCACAGCCAUAAAACGACAGAGGGUCGAAGUGAGGGUCAAGCCUGAGCCCACUGAAGACAACACCAUCCAGAGCACGGUGGAGGAGGAGACGAUCGUUGCUGAACCUAAAUCUGAACCUGAACCCGCCGCCGAGCCCACUGUGCCGGACACGACAUUGAAGCCCUCAGAGACUCCCGAUGCGACCGCACCGUCACAGCCGCCGCCGACGCCGAAAGUGGUCGAGAAGAUCAACGCGAACCACACAGUGUUGGAGAGGCCAAUGGACAUCGUGGCGAAGAGGCGAGCAGCUGGAGUACCUAUCUCGCAGGAGCCUGCACCACCAAAGCAGCGCACAGUUAUCACAUGGUUGGUGCUGAUCAACUUCAAGAGUUACGCCGGGAGACAGGAAGUUGGUCCUUUCCACUCGUCUUUUUCGUCUGUCGUUGGACCCAACGGAUCAGGCAAGUCGAACGUCAUCGACUCGUUGUUGUUCGUCUUCGGUUUCCGUGCCAGCAAGAUGCGUCAAGGCAAGAUCUCGGCGCUUAUCCACAACUCGGCUCAACACCCGGAUCUCGACUACUGUGAAGUCGAGGUCCACUUCCAGGAGGUUAUGGACACCCCCAGUGGCGCUGAGGUUAUUCCAGACUCGCAACUAGUCAUCUCUCGCCGGGCGUUCAAGAAUAAUUCCAGCAAAUACUACAUGAACAAGAGAGAAUCCAGCUUCACCGAUGUCACAAAGUACCUGAAGGGCAAGGGCGUAGAUCUGGACCACAAGCGUUUCUUGAUCUUGCAGGGUGAGGUCGAAUCCAUCGCGCAGAUGAAGCCGAAAGCCAUGACCGAGCACGACGACGGCCUUCUUGAGUAUCUGGAGGACAUCAUCGGCACAUCGAAGUACAAGACCCCGAUUGAGGAGUCUGCUGCUGAGGUCGAGACGCUCAAUGAAACGUGCAUGGAAAAGAACACCCGUGUUCAGCACGUUGAGAAAGAGAGAGGCGCGCUUGAGGAGAAGAAGAACAAGGCUCUUGCCUAUAUCCAGGACGAGAACGAGCUUGCCAUGAAGCAGUCUACGCUCUAUCAGCUCUACAUCUCCGAUUUCGACGACCACAUCGAGGUUACGCAAGAGUCGGUCGGCCAGAUACAGGCACAGCUCGAUGGAGAACUGCAAAAGCACCAAGGCAGCGAAGAGGGCAUUAAGGAGCUUGAGCGACAGUACAAGAAGGGCGUCAAGGCCUACGAGCAACUCGAGAAGCGACACCAGGGGUUUCAGAAGGAGGUUGGACGCAUCGACAAAGAAGCGGUCAAAUUCGAGGAGAAGAGGAAGUUCUUGGCUGGCAAACAGAAAAAACUCGAGAAGACUAAGGAGACAAGCACCUACAGCCGCUCCGAGGCGGAGACUCUGGCGAAGCAGUAUGCUGCUGACCUGGAGCGAUAUGCUGAGGAGAUGGAAGAGCUUGAGGCGAACAUGAAGGUCGAGGAGAAGGAGCUUGAGCGCGUUCGUGUCGCUCUUGCUGGCAAGACACAAGGUCUGUCCGACGAGAUCGCAGCGAAACAGAAGUCUCUGGAGCCCUGGAGUGCGAAGAUCAACGAGAAGCAGUCCGCCAUGGCCGUUGCGCAGAGCGAACUCGACAUCAUCCGCGAACGCGAGAACGCCGGCGCCAAGGGCAUCGCAGACGUCGAGGCUAAGAUUGAAGCGCUGCAAGAAUCGAAAGAGAGCAAGGCAGCCCAGCUCCAGGAGUGCAAACUCGAGAAGAAGCAAAUUGCGAAGGAGCUGCAGAGUCUUCAAGCCCAGAUCGAGGGCCUGACACAGAAGGAGGCGCCUCUACGAUCUAAGCUGUCGGGAGCACGCGCAAAGGCUGAUGAGGCCCGCUCGAACUUCUCUGCGAACCAAACACAAGGCAACGUGCUGACAGGACUCAUGCGUCUGAAGGAGUCUGGUCGUAUUGACGGAUUCCAUGGCCGACUGGGCAACCUAGGCACCAUCAACCAGAAGUACGAUGUCGCGAUCUCGACCGCUUGCCCACAACUGGACAAUAUGGUCGUGGAUACAGUUGAGUCUGGUCAGCAGUGCAUCGAGCAUCUUCGUAAGAACAACCUGGGCCGCGCCAACUUCAUCCUCCUGGACCGUCUCGCCAAGCGUGACAUGUCCACUGUCGACACACCAGAGAAUGUCCCUCGACUGUUCGAUCUUGUUAAGCCAAAGCAUGAUGCUCUGAGGCCGGCGUUCUUCCAUGUCCUCCAGAAUACUCUGGUUGCUGAUGACCUUGAUCAGGCCGAGCGUAUUGCAUAUGGCGCAAAGAGAUGGCGCGUCGUCACCCUUGAUGGCAAGCUUAUCGACACUGCCGGUACGAUGAGUGGUGGUGGCAGCCGCGUGGUAAAGGGCAAGAUGUCGUCGAAGCUCGCCUCUGACGUCUCGCGUGAUCAGGUAUCGAAGCUUGAACAGGACCGAGACGCACUUGAGCAACUCUUCACCGAGUUCCAGCAGGAUCAGCAACAGCUUGAGAGCACACUACGAAGUCUUAGUCAGCAACUGCCGGAGCUUGACACCAAGGCUCAGAAGCUUGUGCUUGAGCUGGAAAGCUUCGACCGCAACAUUGUCGACUGCCAGCGUCGCAUCAAGGAGCUGGGUGCUGAGAAGGCUGUGACUAAGACCGACAAGGGCCGUGUAUCAUCGUUAGAGAAGAGCAUUGCCUCUAUGGAGAAGGAUAUCUCCAGGCUGCAUGCUGAGACCGAGGGCGUGGAGGCCGAGAUCAAAGCACUGCAAGACAAGAUCAUGGAGAUUGGUGGUGUCAAGCUCCGCCUCCAGAAGGCCAAGGUUGAUGAUCUGAAACAGCAGAUCGAUACUCUCACAGAGCAAGCUUCAAACGCCGAAGUCUGCAAGUCCAAGGAGGAGAAGAACCGCAUCAAGCACGAGAAGUCGUAUAAUGAUGCGGCUCGCGAUCUCGAGAAGCUCGCAGCCGACCUGGAAAAGGUCGAAGAGGAUAUGGAGUCUCAUCAGCGUGAUGCGUCGGAAGUCCGUCAACAAGCUGAGGAAGCUCAGGAGGUACGCAGAACUAUCUCUGAUUCGUCUGCCACGAUGCUAACUGGCUAUUCAGUCCCUCGAGGCUACUAAGGAGGACAUCCAAGCUGUCAAGAAGGAGCUUGAUGAGAAGACUGCAGAAGUCAACGAAAUGCGCGCCGUCGAAAUCGAAAUGCG